This is a messenger RNA of Anneissia japonica, 507 nucleotides long. Its product is annotated as hyalin-like. The record is from RefSeq and is a predicted model, not a curated record. NCBI's taxonomy places the organism in Eukaryota, Metazoa, Echinodermata, Crinoidea, Comatulida, Comatulidae. The annotation marks the transcript as partial. The transcript has 2 exons.
AUUUAUUUAUUGUAACUACAGAUGUGGAAUCACCAGUUUUGAUAUGUGGAUCCGAUGUUACAGUCGAAACGGAUACUGGUAAGGCAACAGCUACAGUAAACAUUAUGCCACCCAGUGUAUCUGAUAAUUCAGGGGAAGAGAUCGUUGCUACAAGCAGCCCACCAAUGCCAGCAGAUCUUGUUAUUGGUUCACAUAACGUGACGUUUACAGCUACUGAUUUGGCUGGGAAUUCAGGUGUUUGUGACGUUAUGGUUACUGUUACAGAUAAAGAGUCUCCUUCAUUAGUAUGUGCAGCUAACUCGACAUUUUACACUGACUUCGGCGAAGUAAAUACUACUGUGGAUAUCCCUUCCCCCACGGUAUCCGAUAACUCAGGAGAAUCGAUUGGUAUAUCUACUGAUCCAUCAAUUCCAAGAACUCUUGGCAUUGGAACGCAUACAAUAACAUUUUCAGCUUCGGACCCGUCUGGCAAUACCGACACAUGCAGCGUAACUGUUACUGUUCAAG